Staurois parvus is the source of this 519-nucleotide messenger RNA. Lineage: Eukaryota; Metazoa; Chordata; Amphibia; Anura; Ranidae. The record is from the annotation of a GenBank genome assembly.
GCAUCGGGCCCCAGGCAGGGCGACAGGCAUCGGGCCCCCAGGCGGGGCGACAGGCAUCGGGCCCCCAGGCGGGGCGACAGGCAUCGGGCCCCCAGGCGGAGCGGCGGGCGCCGGACCCCCAGGCGGAGCGACAGGUCUCGGGCCCCCAGGCGGAGCGGCGGGCGCCGGACCCCUAGGCGGAGCGACAGGUCCCGGGCCCCCAGGCGGAGCGGCGGGCGCCGGACCCCCAGGCGGAGCGACAGGUCUCGGGCCCCCAGGCGGAGCGGCGGGCGCCGGACCCCCAGGCAGAGCGACAGGUCUUGGGCCCCCAGGUGGAGCGACAGGUCCCGGCCCUUCAGGCGGAGCGGCGGGCGCCGGACCCCCAGGCAGAGCGACAGGCGGUGCGACAGGCACCGAGUCACCAGGCACGACGGUGGGCUCCGAGUCAACUGGCAUGACCGCUGGCACUGGGUCAGACAAUGGAUCGUCUGGCUGGACAGCGGGCAUCGGGUCACCAGGCAUCAGGUCAUUUGGCUCGAC